AAUUUUCUCCGUCAUGCACACCCUUCCCGCCUCUCCCUGCCUCCUGCCUUCCCACUAGCACCAGUUUUCCCACCCCAGCCUCAGGGCGGGGCUGUCUCGUCACUUGUCUCCGGGCAGCUCUGCCCUACACAGGUUAGCGCCGCGCGCAAAGCCUCUGCGGAGCGCGCAAAGGCGCACAGCAGCACCCAGGCGCCUCCUGGCGGCGCCGCGAAGGGGCGGGGCUGUUGGCUGCGCGCUGCGCGCUGCGCGCUGUCCCAGGUCCGAAACCAGUGCCCUAGGCGGCGAGGAGAGCGGCGCCGGGCAGGGAUGCUGCGGGCGAGAGCACCAACCGGGGACUUACCCCGCGCAGGAGAAGUCCACACCGGGACCACCAUCAUGGCAGUGGAGUUUGACGGGGGCGUUGUGGUGGGCUCUGAUUCCCGAGUGUCUGCAGGCGAGGCGGUGGUGAACCGAGUGUUUGACAAGCUGUCCCCCCUGCACCAGCGCAUCUACUGUGCACUCUCUGGUUCAGCUGCCGAUGCCCAAGCCGUGGCUGACAUGGCUGCCUACCAGCUGGAGCUCCAUGGGAUAGAACUGGAGGAACCUCCACUUGUUCUGGCUGCUGCAAAUGUGGUGAGAAAUAUCACCUACAAAUAUCGAGAGGACUUGUCCGCACAUCUCAUGGUAGCUGGCUGGGACCAACGUGAAGGGGGUCAGGUAUAUGGAACCCUGGGAGGAAUGCUGACUCGACAGCCUUUUGCCAUUGGUGGCUCCGGCAGCACCUAUAUCUAUGGUUAUGUGGAUGCAGCAUAUAAGCCAGGCAUGUCUCCAGAGGAGUGCAGGCGCUUCACCACAGACGCUAUUGCUCUGGCCAUGAGCCGGGAUGGCUCAAGCGGGGGUGUCGUCUACCUUGUCACUAUUACAGCUGCUGGUGUGGACCAUCGAGUCAUCUUGGGCAAUGAGCUGCCAAAAUUCUAUGAUGAGUGAACCUUCCCCAGACUUCUCUUUCUUAUUUUGUAAUAAACUCUCUAGGACCGAAACCUGGUACGGUCGUUGGGAAAUGAGUGCUCAGGGAGACGGAGCUUAGGGGAGGGGGCUGCUUCCCUCCUAGAUGUCAGCAUACACUCUUUCUUCUUUGGUCCCAGGUCUAAAACAUCUUUCCUAGAGAAAACAAAAGGGACUAAACUAGAAGUAUAAAGAGCCCUAUACAUGACAGGUCAUCACGUAAAGAAUGAUUUUGAAGUAGUACAAACAAUAAAAAUUCUCAUUCUUGUGUCCAAGGGAUGAGGAUGCAAGUGAGGUGGUGGGAAUCAUUCCUUUGAGGCUAAGACUGACACCUGCACACAUGAGAAUUAGCUAAGUCUAUCAGCAAACCCGCACGUAAAAGAAUUCCUUUCAUAAUGCAUUCAUUCACAUUAAAGAGCAAUACAUGAAAAAUG
Messenger RNA from Piliocolobus tephrosceles (Ugandan red Colobus), 1418 nucleotides. It is a transcript of the gene PSMB9, whose product is annotated as proteasome 20S subunit beta 9. Lineage: Eukaryota; Metazoa; Chordata; Mammalia; Primates; Cercopithecidae. Gene Ontology annotation, cellular component: cytoplasm; proteasome core complex. Bases 307 to 966 code for a protein of 219 amino acids. The record is from RefSeq and is a predicted model, not a curated record. Gene Ontology annotation, molecular function: threonine-type endopeptidase activity. The transcript has 6 exons.